This is a messenger RNA of Eremomyces bilateralis CBS 781.70, 920 nucleotides long. RefSeq lists its product as uncharacterized. Lineage: Eukaryota; Fungi; Ascomycota; Dothideomycetes; Eremomycetales; Eremomycetaceae. The record is from RefSeq and is a predicted model, not a curated record. The transcript has 2 exons. The coding region runs from base 84 to 791 and encodes 235 amino acids.
AAGGUCCGAAUUUAGACCACCUACAGGCUCGACAUCAAAGCGGUUUGUUGUUGUGUCGAUGCUUUGAGCGCAAGGUUGACAUUAUGGCUUAUCUGCAGGAUACCCGUUCUCUCGAACCCGAAUAUUCCACAGCCAUUUACCCUUCUGAUGCAGCUCAGACACCAUAUUGGAGUUAUCAGGACAUAUUCCCUUUAGGGGCAAAGCAUCCACCACCCGGAGAUCCCUCGAGUGUUCAAACCAACGAGGCAGGCCUCGCAUCGCACUCUAUUCCAAGACUUCUCAAGAAGAUGCCAAAGUCGUCCGCACUUUCAAUAGCAUUAUCGAAUCCGAACAAUUACAAGGGUGAGCGCUCGCAGAGUGUCCCGCAAAGUCCAUCAAGUCCACGUCCAGAAGGACGAGCGGCGGACGGAACCAGUCCGACCGAAAAAUACACGGCGCUUCCUCAUAUCGCUUCCUUGGCUCAAUCAACGAAGCCAACAAAACGAAACAAAGAGCAUACGAAGUCCAUCUUCUCCAAUUACAAGGCAUCGAAGUCCUCGACACGCUUAGCGGCUUCUGAAAGCUCUUCGGCGAACAGUGGAAGCCCUGCAAUUUCUUCCAUAUAUCCCUAUCGAAAAGGCACUGGAUCGACACCAGAAUUGAGUUUGAUUGAUACAUCGGGUGUCGAAGUUGGAGGUGAGUUGAAAUGCAAUACAUUCGCUGCCAACAAUAGUAUUCUGUUGACACGCGCCUACUAUUCACACGCGCCUGCUAUACACAACAGCCAACUAUCCACAACAGAGCCCAACUAACUUGUGAUACAGGAUCUCGAUCUCGUGCUGCAACCAACGCUGCAUCUUCCCAACCAGAUAUCACUUCUACAUCCGCUCCUACCGGCAGCGAUUUCCCCCUUCCGAAAUCCUCCACCAAAAAGCAUUUCC